AUGGUGGCGCUAAACUCGGCCAUUGUGCUGCUAGUGUUGGCGGCGUGGCAGCAGCCAGCCACGUCAUCGCCGCCGGCGCCUAUGAUCGGGCUGGAAGGAUGCAAGACUAGCUGCGGAAAAGUGGGUGUGCCGUACCCCUUCGGCUUGGGGCCGGCACGCUGUUACUGGCCGGGGUUCAACCUCACCUGCCACCGGAGCGGCCGCGGGCCACCGCGGCUGCUCCUCGGCGACGGCACCCUCGAGGUCAUCAGUAUCUGUGUCACCACCAUGAUCCCCACGGUGCGCGUCAUAGGCACUGGGCCCAUCGUUGACGACAGCACCCCUGCAAACUCCACCUCCGAAGGCUUGUCCUCCUCCUCCUUCGGCGCCAGCUUCGCAGGCUCCAUCUACACGCUGUUCACCCUCAGAAACGAGCUAUUCCUCUUUGGGUGCAACCUCACGGUGAUGCUGGUGGAGGGCGUCGGGGAACGCAAUCCCAAGAUCAGCGCCGGCUGCACCUCCAUCUGCUCACCGGACCUGUGCAAAUACAAAGGGAUCGUUGAAGACAAGCUCUGCUUCGGCGUCGGCUGCUGCCAGGCGGAUAUCGCCGUCGCACCCAGGAACUACAGCGACUUCCUCCGUGGUGUCCCCAAUGCUGUGAAGCUGAGGUGGCAGGGGCCCAACAACCACAUCGACUUCCACAAGUCGCCAUGGCAUGUGUUCGUCGCCGAGAAGGAGUGGUUCGACAAACAUAGCAAGCUGACCAAGGCGGACACUCAGAACGGGCUACGAUCAGAACGGGCUGCAGGUCUCCGGGUUCCUUUUCUUCUCCGGUGGGGGGCGCAGCCAGGGAAGGCCGGCUUGCCAAAGCCAUACUCCUCGGGACCAAAAAAACAUAGACAAUCGUGCCCCGGCAACACAUCCCGCGUGCUAUGCAGGAGCGACCACACAGAGUGCGUAUCCUUGUCCUAUGGCUACUUCUGCAGGUGCUUAAAGGGUUACGGCGGCAACCCUUACCUCCCUGGCGCCGGCGGCUGCCGAGCUGAUGAUUCAGUCCUCGAAAAGCCCAACUCCAAAGGUUUAGUCAUUGGUAUAGCAAUUGGCAGCGGGGUGGGCUCCAUACUUUAUGUUCUCCUUGCAAUGUUUGUGACACAAAGGUUUAAACAUUUGAGGGCAAAGAAGUUGAAGCAAAAGUAUUUCAAGCAAAACCAUGGACAGUUGUUGGAACAUUUGGUAUCCCAAAAUACAGUCAUUGCGGAAAGGAUGAUCAUACCGGUGGAUGAGCUUGCAAAGGCAACUAACAACUUCGACAAAGCACGUGAGCUUGGUGGUGGAGGGCAUGGUACUGUUUACAAAGGGAUUUUAUCAGACCAACAUGUCGUAGCCAUCAAGAAAUCAAAUAUAACAGUCCAAAGAGAAAUAAAUGAGUUCUUAAAUGAGGUAGCCAUCCUCUCACAGAUCAACCAUAGGAAUAUAGUAAAACUUUUUGGGUGUUGCUUGGAGACAGAGGUCCCUUUGCUCGUUUAUGAGUUUAUUUCUAAUGGAACCCUUUACCAGCAUCUUCAUGUUGAAGGACCAAGACAAUUGCCAUGGGGAUUGAGGCUGAGGAUUGCAGUCGAAACUUCUAGUGCUCUUGCCUAUCUUCACUCAUCGGUUUCAAUGCCAAUAAUCCACAGAGAUAUUAAGUCUAGUAAUAUACUUCUUGAUGACACUUUGACAGCAAAAGUUUCAGACUUCGGAGCCUCAAGAUACAUUCCUAUUGAAAAAGCAGGCCUAACUACGAGGGUCCAAGGGACUAUAGGAUAUUUGGAUCCUAUGUACUUUUACACAGGCCGUCUUACCGAGAAAAGUGAUGUGUAUAGCUUUGGUGUCAUGCUUGUGGAAUUGCUCACCCGGAAGAAACCAUUUUCAUAUUUGUCCUUGGACGAUGAGAGCCUUGUUUCUCACUUCGUCAACUUGCUUGACCAGGACAAUCUUGUCCAAAUACUAGAUCCACAAGUCGUAGAGGAAGGAGAUGAGGAAGUCCAUGAAGUGGCCAUUCUUGCAGCAUCAUGUAUAAAGUUAACAGGUGAGGACCGACCUAGGAUGCAACAAGUGGAGCAUGCACUCAAAGGAAUUGCUGCCAGAAGAAUUGAGGAGAAUGGCAUUGCUGCAGUGAAUUGUUCAUCACAGACAAAAGAAGGGAAACGAAGCAAGGUGUCGAGCAGAAGAUACAGUAUGGAGCAAGAAUUUUUGUUGUCUGCAAGCUUCCCUCGUUAG
Panicum virgatum (switchgrass) is the source of this 2238-nucleotide messenger RNA. RefSeq names its product wall-associated receptor kinase 3-like. NCBI's taxonomy places the organism in Eukaryota, Viridiplantae, Streptophyta, Magnoliopsida, Poales, Poaceae. The record is from RefSeq and is a predicted model, not a curated record. The coding region runs from base 1 to 2238 and encodes 745 amino acids. Gene Ontology annotation, molecular function: ATP binding; protein serine/threonine kinase activity; polysaccharide binding. The transcript is spliced from 3 exons. Gene Ontology annotation, cellular component: plasma membrane. Gene Ontology annotation, biological process: protein phosphorylation; cell surface receptor signaling pathway.